UGCAAAAGGCCGACACCUCCAAAAGCCGAGAUUUAGCAGUAAUGAUCAUUUAUUCCUCACUCAAACACUCACUCACUCAAUGACUGAAUCUCACUUUUGUUAGUUUUUAGAAACCAAACAAAUCAAUUAAAUUAAGCACGCCUUGCCAACUGUUUCUGCUGCAAAUCGAUUGAAAACAUUUGACUAUAUACUACAGUACCAGUACUACUUUACUAGUAAUACUGAUACUAAUACUAAUACUAAUACUAAUACUAAUGCUUCUUCUUCACAUUGACAUUCACAUUGACAUUCACAUUCAGUCUUAGCACCUGAUGUUGAAAUGUCAACGGGAGCUGCUAAUAAUAAUAUUAAUGUUAGGAGAAGAAGAAGUGAGAGCAUUGGAGACAUGAGCCCUGACUCAGUUAUUCUAACAUUCGAAUCCAACUUCAGAAGUCUCUUCUCUUCUGCUUCUGCUAGUGUAGAUCGUUGUUCCUUCACUUCCGAUCAUGAUCCAGAUUCAAAUAAGUUUGCAGUAUCAUUAUGCAGCAAAAAAGUUGACAAAGCUAAAGUUCACCAGGAAGAAAACAACAAAAUAGUACAACAACAACAACAACAACAACAACAACAACAUCAUCAUCAUGUUGAUCAUGAAAUAGAACCUUUAGAUUCUGCAAGGACUUCUUUUUCACAAGCCCUUAAAGAAUGUCAGGAAAGGAGAUCUAGAUCUGAAGCGUUUAAUAACAAAUUGGAUCGACCAAGACCUGCUUCAUUAGAUCUUAACAAUUCAUCUGUUGCCAAUGUGGUGACUUCAUCACCCAAGUUGGGAGUCAUGAAGAAAGCUUCUGCUAUAUCUCGAAAAUCUUCUGGGAAUUUUCCGAGCCCUGGAACGCCUAAUUACCGCCAUGGGAGUGUUGGGAUUACCAAAGGAUGGAGUUCCGAGAGAGUUCCAUUGCCUUCAAAUGCUACUAAUAGAAGGCAAAUUGGUGCUGCAUUAUUGCCAUUGAAUAAUAAUAAUAAUAAUGGGAGGGGGUUGCCUUCCAAAUGGGAAGAUGCAGAACGAUGGAUUUUCAGUCCGCUGUCUGGGGAUGGAGCUGGGAGGGCUUCAUCAUCAUCAUCAUCGUCGUAUCAGCAGCCAAUCAGGCGGCCUAAGUCAAAGAGUGGGCCGCUUGGCCCGCCUGGGGUUGCUUACUAUUCACUGUAUUCACCUGUUGCUCCCAUGUAUGAGGGAAGCAACUUGAGCAGCCAUAUGGCAGGAUCACCUUUAUCAGGAGGUGUAAUGCUGGCAGAUGGCUGGUCUUUUCGUGUGAAUGCUGAAACUAGAGCUUUCUCCAAUAAUUUCGAGCCUUGUAUUGCUCGUUCUGCUAGUGUGCAUGGUUGCAGUGAUCUUGUAUGUCAAGGAUCUCUUACCAGCUCUCAAGAUGAAAGAGUUGAUGAUGUGAAGGAUGCUGCUACCUCUGUGUCUCGUGCUGUUUCUAGAAGGGACAUGGCAACCCAGAUGAGUCCUGAAGGUAGCUGUCACUCCUCUCCUAGAAGGUCUUCUUUCUCUCCAUCCACCCCUUCCAUCCUACCAAUUGUGGAAGUUCAGAGUUUUAGUUCCUCAAAACCAGAAGUGAGAGAUGUGCAGAUUGAUGAACGAGUCACUGUGACACGAUGGUCCCAGAAAUAUAGGGGGCGCAGUCCAGGUAAAGGGUCAGAAGAUGUGGAAAAAUGGAAGUUAAAAGCGGUAGAACCUCGUUCUUCUGCGUGGGAAGUGUCAGAGACAUCAAAGAGCCUUUCAAAGUCAAGGAGAGAUGAAGCUAAGAUUAGUGCAUGGGAAAAUUUGCAGAAGGCAAAAGCUGAAGCUGCCAUACGGAAACUUGAGAUGAAGCUGGAAAAGAAGAGGUCAUCAUCAAUGGAUAAGAUUUUGAAGAAGUUGAAAUCUGCUCAGAAGAAAGCUCAGGAAAUGAGGAGUGCAAUAUUAGACAACCAGGCGCUUCAGGUGUCUAAAAACAGCAAUAAUGCGAUGUCUUUCAGGACUCGUCAGAUGGGUUCCCUCAGCGGUUGUUUUACAUGCCAUGCGUUCUAACAGAAGAUGUUCUUUGGUGAACUAUCAAAUUUGUUCCGUGCAGAUGCUUUUAGAAAACCCCAUGAAAUUUCGCCUGUCUUGAAGAAACUAGAUGAUUUGUUGCCUAGCCAAUGUGCUGAGCCUAGGCUCGUGACGAUCAUGGCUUGUGACUUGUGAGUUUGAUCCUCCCUUGCCGUGCCUAAAUUGAAUGCUGCAACAGUGCAACUUGAGCUAAGGAACGAAAGAUCUGAAGUCAUUUUAAUGAGGCAGUGAUGCUUUUUUUAUUAAUAAUUUGGUGAUGCCUACAUUUCUUAAAAUUAAUGCAUGUGCAAAUGUGAACCAGAAUCAUUUCCCAAAAAAACGAAAUCUCUACUUAUAGUUUUCCUUUUUGGGGGAUAAUUAAGCAUUAAUCUGUGAGUUUACCCCCUCUA
Molecule: messenger RNA, 2454 nt
Organism: Beta vulgaris subsp. vulgaris (sugar beet)
Lineage: Eukaryota; Viridiplantae; Streptophyta; Magnoliopsida; Caryophyllales; Amaranthaceae
Exons: 7
Coding region: 320-2044 (574 amino acids)
Source: RefSeq, a predicted model, not a curated record